This is a messenger RNA of Octodon degus (degu), 1077 nucleotides long. RefSeq names its product complement C1q like 1 (gene C1ql1). The record is from RefSeq and is a predicted model, not a curated record. Gene Ontology annotation, molecular function: protein binding. The annotation marks the transcript as partial. The transcript is spliced from 2 exons. NCBI's taxonomy places the organism in Eukaryota, Metazoa, Chordata, Mammalia, Rodentia, Octodontidae.
CCCCCGGGAGACCCGGGACCCCCUGGGCCCUCGGGGCCGCCGGGGCUGCGAGGGGAGCCCGGCCCGCCGGGGCCUCCGGGUCUUCCUGGGGCAGGGUCCGCGGGCGCGGUGAGCGCGGCCACCUACACCACGGUGCCGCGCGUGGCCUUCUACGCGGGCCUCAAGAACCCGCACGAGGGCUACGAGGUGCUCAAGUUCGACGACGUGGUCACCAACCUGGGCAACAGCUACGACGCGGCCAGCGGCAAGUUCACAUGCAGCAUCCCGGGCACCUACUUCUUCACCUACCACGUCCUGAUGCGGGGCGGCGACGGCACGAGCAUGUGGGCGGACCUGUGCAAGAACGGCCAGGUUCGGGCCAGUGCCAUUGCUCAGGACGCCGACCAGAACUACGACUAUGCCAGCAACAGCGUGAUCUUGCACCUGGAUGCAGGCGAUGAGGUCUUCAUCAAGCUGGACGGUGGCAAAGCCCACGGUGGCAACAGCAACAAGUACAGCACCUUCUCUGGCUUCAUCAUCUACUCCGACUGAGCCCUGCUCCCUGCGCCAGCCUCACUCCCAGAGUGAGGGGAAGCUGAGGGCUGGAGGUACUGUCCCCUGCCGACCCACCUCCAGCAGCCUCAGCCUGGGGUAGGGAGCUCCCUGUGCCCCAGAAGCUGCCUUGCCCCAGCGCCCCAAAGCCCCCGCCCAGCUGCACCUCCUCUGACCAAAGCUAUAAGAAACCUUUCCACCCCGAGGUCCAGUCUGUGCCCUGGGGAGGCAGCAGGGGUGCUGGACCUGCAGCCCUCGAUAGCAGGAGAGCAUGUGGGAAGCAGCCUGCCCCCACCUCUUGCAGGGGAAGUUCCAGUGUGCAGCAUUGCUCUGGCCAGCACAGGCCAUCUGUAAGUGGGCGCCUGGGCUCUCGUCCCUUUCUGUGACACUGAUCCUAGGGGAGUCGCCCCUGUAACCCCACUCUGGGUUAGUGGUGGCGCAGAGAGGGGCAGGUUUUGCACUGAGGACUGCUUGACCUCGGUCCCAGCACUCCGCCAGGGCCCUGUCUCGUCAUCAGUGGGACGUGGACUGGAGAGUGAAGGUGUA